AGAGAGGACAUGUGUGUGUAUUUAAGUGGGAGGAUUUAAAUUUUAAAAAAUGUCAGUGAAAAUUACGGUUGCCAAUGGUGCUGAAGAGCGGUGUGGCCCCCUUCCCGUUCGUAUAGUACGCAGUUGGAUAUGUUGUCUUCUUGAUCCUCUUAUUCCUUCGGGAUUAACAGAUACACUUUGACGUCAGGAUUAAUCAUUCGAUGUCACCCUUAGCUAGGGGGAAUCCUUCUUUCUUAAAGUGAAGGAUUGGUCGGAUCACAGGAUCUCACCAAGGUGCGGUGGUACCAUGGGCGCUGUGGCGACCUGCCCCCUGGAAGUGGUGAAGACGAGACUCCAGUCUUCUACCUUCUCAGUGAUGGGGGGUGGUCCUCUGCCUCCUCCGGCUGCCCAGCACGGAGGGACGACGACCUGCCCCACGAUGCCCUCCCAGCACUUGAGGGGCAACACUUCCAGAAGACUAUGCACCAGUGCACUGACAAGUAGCACGCAGGUGGUUCAUCUCUCCCACCAGCUUCCCAAUCCACAGGGACAGCCAAACACACUGUCCCUCUUCCAUUGCCUCAAAUAUAUAGUGGAAGUUGAAGGCCCUCGAGCACUGUUCCGAGGUCUUGGUCCAAAUCUUGUCGGGGUGGCCCCCUCCAGAGCCAUCUACUUUUGCUCAUAUUCACAAAUGAAAAAAGUACUAAACAAUAACAUGGCUCAUCCUGAUUCCCCCAUUGUUCACAUCAUUUCAGCAUCAUGGGCUGGUUUCACGGCAUGCACAGCCACCAACCCCAUCUGGUUCAUCAAAACACGGUUGCAACUAGAGUACAGCCAAUAUGGCCAUUCUCCCUCGGCCCUUAAUUGUAUACGCCGUACCUAUAGACAACAGGGUAUCAGUGGGUUUUACAGAGGGAUCACAGCGUCAUAUUAUGGCAUCUCAGAAACUGUCAUUCAUUUCGUCAUAUACGAAGCCAUCAAAGCUAAGCUUGCUGCGUAUAGGCAAGGCAAUCCAAGCAGCAGAUCUGCAAGGGACUUCCUUGAAUUUAUGCUUGCUGGGGCUACAUCUAAAACCAUUGCUUCUUCCAUUUGCUACCCACACGAAGUUGCAAGGACUCGGUUAAGAGAAGAAGGCUGCAAGUACCGAGGUUUCUGGCAAACCUUAGGCCUAGUUUUGCGUGAAGAAGGGUGGGGGGGCUUGUAUAGGGGACUAGCCACCCAACUUGUGAGACAGAUUCCCAAUACGGCUAUCAUGAUGGCUACCUACGAGGGUGUAGUCUAUGUUUUAACAAGGCAUUUCGGUACCCAGAACGAAUUCUACGACGAUGAUGAUGAUUAUGAUGAUGACAUGGAUGAGGAUUAAUUGUUGUCUUUGUACAAGACAUAUUACUUAGUUGUUCUCAGCUGUCAUCCUUAGUCAUGUUAAAUAUAUAUAGCCUCGUGUCUGUCUCAUGGCUAGAGUAGUCAUGAAACAAGUUAUAUAAUGCUCAUCAUUAUUUGGUUAGAAAGACUAAACUCAAAAAUUGUGCACCAUUGAUGAAGAGUUUUUGUUUUGAGGAGAGUGUGUGUUGUAUUUUGCCGUCAACUUUUCAAUUGAUAUAAUCAGUAAUUUGCAAUUACUUUCGUCAUUGGUUUAUUGCUCAUGUUCCAUUCACUGGAAUAUUAAUUUUGGUUGCAGUCCUUUAAGGGUGGAUUAGAUGUUUUAUUGGUUAGUAUUUUCUGGAUUUGGGAAUCCAUAUCGAGGUGCUUAUGCAUUGUUCCUAGUAAUGACAGUGAUCAUAGUGAUAUUUUUGUUUUUGUGAUUCAGUUACCUGUGCAUGUGCAUUCCACAGCUGGAGUAACUGGCACCCAUAUCGUGUGUACAGUGUGUUUGCGUGUAUGUACGUUUGUCAUGUUUCUUGGAGUGGGUAGUGCCAGUGUUGGAGUAGAACCCUCCAAUUUCUCUUUAAUAAAAGGAUUCAUUGGAUCAAAGGGCUCAGUGGUGGGUGUAUGCAGGUUUAUCACACCUGUUGUCAUUCCACGGGCAACAGGCAGGUGUUGGAGAGAAUGUAAGGAUUCAUUUUGAUGUGAAGCACUUGGUGUUUAGCAUUGCUUGAAGAAGUACUGCUAAUCUUCAAUGAAUGCACUGUUGGUUGUAGCAAUAUCUCCUAAUAAUGUAAAGCGAGGGAGAGUAUGAAGUCUCAGAGGCUACAUGAAUUCUCUGAAGCUUUUUUUUUUAUUGUAUAUAGUAAUGUUUGUGUAAAUACAAAAACUGUAAAUCUAGCUCUGUGCCUUUAUGUUACGUCUGCUACCUAAGGAAGAAGCUGUGACGAUGUAUUCUUUCAAGUCUUACAGUCCAAGUUCUGCUGUAUCUAUUUUAGAAUAUCAUCACUCCAGUUUUCUUUUGUAUCUACCACUACUACGCCACAAAAUGAUGAUUCUCUACUGCUACUCUGCCACAAAAUGAUGGUUCUAUUGCAAUAGUGAAGUCGUACCAAACAUUGAUUUCUUGUGGUGUUCCUGUAUUAUCAGCGGGUUAUGCAGCCUUUCAAAGUCAAGAGUAUUAGUGAAAUUUAAGGCUGACAUUGAAGUAAGACUGGUAAUUGCAGUACACAUAAUGUUUUUGACUCUAAAACGUCAUCAACUUGCAGCUGGUAACUGUAGUAGAGUGGUUAACACUUUCUGCAGCUCGUUUGAUUGGGUACACACUGAUGUAUACUUGGAUGAAGUGAUCAGUCAUGAAGUAAUGAACUAACCACACUAUGAUAGAUAUACAUCUACAGUCUUCAUAGCAUCUAGUCUUGCAAUCAGUUGUGGCUGUGAUCGUGACAUUAAGCUUUUGUUUGCAUCUAGAUAAAUGCAGGAAGUUUAUAUAACUGGAAGCACAAUGCCAAUCAAGCACAAAAAUAAACAGAUGAAGGAGGUGUUCAUGAUGCUAUUGUGUCCUUUGUUUUGAUUUAGAGAUUCUCAGUUUGUCCAGUGUUUUGACAAUUUCACUACUUGCGUGGAAGUAUUCUGCAAAGCAUUUUGAACUUUAGCUUGGAGACAAGACAUCUUUUUAGAGUUUUGGCAAAGUUGACUAUUCCAAAUGAGUAAAAUAUAAAAAAAAAUAUAAACUUUCAUCACCUUUAGCAUAUUUAGACUCAGUGUUUGUUUAUACAAAGUGUAGUAUGCCAUAUUGGAUGACAAACCUUGACGAAGGAAAUCUCUUUAAUGUAGAAAAACUUCCAAACAACUUUUUUGUCGUUACUGAAACAAAUGAUAUAGCAUGUACACACUUAUCAUACUUAGUUGAAUUAGUUGAAUGUAAUAGGACAUGAUAGCUGACUUUUGAGGUGAAGUUUGAAUCUGCAAUAGUCAUAUACUGAGAAACUCAUUUCCCAUCAACGAGACUGGGAAACUUCUGUAUAGUAUUAGUCAAACCUACUGUGCAGUGGUUCAUUAAGUUCCAGUUUUUGCUCAACAUUACAGGUUUAGUUAUGAUUCCAAAUUAGGGUUAGGUGUUGAUAUUUAUAUAGUAGCUUGACCUCAACAGCAUUUUCGUGCUGACUCGUAGGGUUUUCCUCUUUUCAGAUGUAUAUGAAAUAUUGUAUAUAUAUAAUUUUUGUAAGGUGGGUUUUGUUUCUAUGGUAAGGUUUAAUGGAAAAGAGCAAGCAGGUAUUUUGCAAGUGAUUGGCAGCAUGUCGGAUAUCAGGAAUUCGUUGUGAUUACAAGUAGAAAUUCUGAUAGGCUACUUUAAGGGAAAGGUCAUAUUGCUUCUUCAAUUUUCAACCAGUUAAAGAGCAUUUGCAAUUUAGCCCUGGGAUCAGAACAGCUUUUAUGAUAGUAAAUAAAAAUCUUUAUUUUUUGUCAAGUUUUUCAAGAGACUAUACGUAUUCUGUUUUGUAAAUGCUCACUGUGUUUUGUUAUUAUGAGAGCAUAAAUUUGAUCUGUGAUCUAAUAUCUCUCCUACACAAGCUUCUCACUGAACAGCUCAUAGUACUGCACCAGGCUUCUUUAUUGUUGCAUAGAAAGUUGAUUUUGCUGGAUGUAGGUACCAUAUAUGGAUGUGUUAUAAUUUGCCAGCUGAUACUCAAGUUUCCUGUCUUACCUGCAUAGUUGCAGUUAGUUUUUAUAAAGUUACUGUAAAAAUUUAAGCCGAUGAUUUGAUCUUGAAGGUUUCUGUAAAUCUUACUGUGCAGAUAACUUUACAAAAAUGUCUAAUAGAUGCAUAAUUUUCAAGUAUGUGUAGUAGUAGUUUUUCAAUUCAAUUCUAUAUUUUUUAUUAUUAAUUAGUCCACUGCAGUUCAUUGGUACCGCACAUGAUGCGGCUACUUUCUAUGCUUGGAAAGUUGCUUCCUAUCGCUUUUUAUUUCUUCUUUGCCCUGAACGUCUUCCCGGUGUGGUUUAGGUAUAGAUAAUUAUAUCUAAAGCCACUGUAGUUUUGCUAUCAUUUUUAGCAGAUUUUAUUUUUAAUUCACUAUUUCUUGAGCUGUGCCAAAAAUAUGUUUUUCAGCGUAAGAAUAAAAAGCACUGCAGUUCUCGUGCACUGAAAUGCAAUAGCUUUUUCAAUUCACCUUAGUCUUACAGCAUCAGUGAGAAAGCUUGGUUGUAUGGUAUUUAUUGUUAGGUUAUGCACACGAUCUGUUUGGUAGGUAAUGCCUUUUUUGACGUCCAGAGCUACUUGAUACCAUCAAAAGGGAAUCGCGAAAGAUAACAAGAGAUCCCAUACCAGAAGAAAGAGGUUCACUUUUAUUCUUCAGGAAUGUAAGGCAUAAGCUCAAAUGCAAAUUGAGCAGCACAAAUGUGAUGUAUAACUGGUAAAAUUUCAAACAAAAAUGGUACCUGAAAUUGGAUUAUAUAAAAACCUUUCUCUGAGCUUUCAUGUUAUGCAUAUAGCUUUGUAAAUAGAUGUUUAUAUAUUUGUUGAAAUGUAGCUUUUAAAGCCAAUAAAGAUAUGUAAUUACGAUUA
Messenger RNA from Macrobrachium nipponense, 4909 nucleotides. It is a transcript of the gene Rim2, whose product is annotated as solute carrier family 25 member 36-like. Gene Ontology annotation, biological process: pyrimidine nucleotide import into mitochondrion. The transcript is spliced from 8 exons. Gene Ontology annotation, cellular component: mitochondrion. Lineage: Eukaryota; Metazoa; Arthropoda; Malacostraca; Decapoda; Palaemonidae. Gene Ontology annotation, molecular function: pyrimidine nucleotide transmembrane transporter activity. The record is from RefSeq and is a predicted model, not a curated record. The coding region runs from base 287 to 1342 and encodes 351 amino acids.